CGGCAGCAUGUGUAAAGCGAGAAAAACUAAUGUUGAAUGAGUUAUAUAGUAACAGAUAAACAACUUGUAAUUUGACACCUAGAUAAUCAGCUAUGACAGAGAGAAACAACAACAAACUUCCGAGUAACUUACCUCAGUUACAGAAUUUGAUAAAACGAGAUCCAGAUUCGUAUAAGGAUGAGUUUCUUCAGCAGUAUCGCCAUUUUCUGUCCAAUAUGGAGAUAUUUGCUCUUAAACCAUCAUCAUAUUCACAGACACUUGCAGAGCUAGUCAUGUUUGUAGCACAGGUGGCCCACUGUUACCCAGAUGAACUGGCAAACUUUCCCCAGCAGCUGAGGGAACAGCUUCACAGGAAUGCCACUGUACUUGACCCUGCACUCAGAAUGACUUUUUGCAAGGCCCUUAUUGCUCUUAGGAACAAAGGCUUGCUGCCUCCCAUCACUGUCCUGGAGCUGUUCUUUGAACUGUUCAGAUGUCAGGACAAGCUGCUGAGGAAGACCCUGUAUAACUACAUAGUACAGGAUAUCAAGAUGGUCAAUGCCAAACACAAGAAUUCAAAAGUCAACACAACUUUGCAGAAUUUCAUGUAUACCAUGUUGAGGGAUAGUAAUGCCAUUGCAGCCAAAAUGUCAUUGGAUGUCAUGAUGGAACUCUACAGAAGAAAUAUUUGGAAUGAUGCCAAAACUGUGAAUGUGAUCACAACAGCUUGUCUUUCAAAGGUUACCAAGAUCAAGGUUGCAGCUCUAACAUUUUUCCUUGGUAAAGAUGAAGACAAAGCAGACGAUGACAGUGACAGUGACUCAGAGCCUGACAGGAAGACAGCUAAGGAAGUGAUGCUGGGACAUAGGGUAGGCAAGAAAACAAAGAAAAGAGCCAAGAAAAUGCAGAAGGCCCUUAGUGUCAUUAAGAAACAUAAAAAGAAGAAGAAACCAUCAUCAUUCAACAAUGCAGCUCUCCAUUUAAUACAUGACCCUCAGGGCUUUGCUGAAAAACUGUUCAAGGAUUUGGAAGGUACUACAGAAAGGUUUGAAGUGAAACUGAUGCUUAUCAAUCUUAUCUCUCGGCUGGUAGGAAUUCAUCAGCUAUUCCUGUUUAAUUUCUAUCCUUUUAUACAGAGAUUUCUACAGCCACAUCAAAGAGAGGUGACCAAGAUUUUACUGUUUGCUGCUCAGGCCAGCCAUGACACUGUGCCACCAGAAAUUAUAGAGCCUGUUCUCAUGACCAUAGCCAAUAACUUCAUUAGCGACAGGAAUUCAGGAGAAGUAAUGGCAGUAGGUUUAAAUGCAGUUAGAGAAGUCUGUAGCAGGUGUCCGCUCUCCAUGACAGACACCCUGCUCCAAGACCUUGUACAGUAUAAAACACACAAGGAUAAAAGUGUCAUGAUGGCUGCACGCUCCUUAGUUCAGCUUUUCAGACAAAUCAAUCCAGGACUUUUACACAAGAAAGAUAGAGGCAAGCCCACCGAGGCCUCUGUGGACUUACAUGUGAGGCAGUAUGGGGAGCUAGAUGCCAAGGACUAUAUUCCUGGUGCUGAAGUUAUUAAACCUGAGCCAGACCAGAAAGAAGAGAUAGAACAGGAAGACUGGGAAGAUUGCAGUGAUGAUGACAGUGAUGGCAGUGGAGAGUGGGUGGAUAUCCAUCAUUCUUCAGAUGAGGAGGCUCAAGAUGCUGAAACAGAACAACUGAAUCCAGAAGAAAAGUUAAAACGUGCUCAAGAAGUGUCGUCUGCUCGUAUCCUGACACAGGAAGACUUCAAACAAAUUAGACUGGCUCAGAUAAGAAAAGAGGUUGAGGGUGCUGUCAAGGGAAAAGGGAAGAAGAGGAAAAGUACAACAAAAACUGUGGAUAUUGAUGCAAAUGAUGAACAGGAAGGAGGUGAUUUGGUAAAGUUGACUUCCAUAGAGUUAGUCCACAAAAGACCCCGGCAUGACAAAGAGUCCCGGUUGGCCACAGUCUUGGCUGGCAGGAAGGACAGGGAGAAGUUUGGUCACAAGGAGAGAGCAAACCCCAGAGCCAGCACCACUAAUAAAGAGAAAAAGAAAAAGAAACCAUUCAUGAUGGUCAAACAGAAAAUAUUGAGGAAGCAGAAAAGAUCGUUUAAAGAUAAACAGGUUGCAUUGAAGAAUUCUUUGUUAAAGAAACAGAAGUUCCAGAGGUGACAGACUGUUUGCUAACUUCUUAGAUAAAAACAACAGGAUAAUACAAGCAACAGACAUAGGGCAGCACCGGCCUCCAUUGCUGUAGAAUUAAGAAAUUGACGAAAACAAGGGAUAUUGCAUGAUUCCUUGUUGUUAACCCAUUGCACCCAGGUAGAACGGUGCCAACCUUUGAUUAUUUAAACAAGGCCUGAUUAUUUCAACUGCUGCAUUCAUCCCGCUGGCUUGAUAAUGAUUAAAUGACUGCGCAUGACUUUGAGCCCCAGACCAAGAUGUUGGCUGCCCUCUCUGUAAUCUCUCAAGAAGCGCAACUGUUCUCUUAGAAUGAUCACUGUCGUUUUCAUCAAACAUCGGUCAUAUAUACUCGAUCAAUAUUUACUUUGCGACUUGUAUUUAAUUAUCAAAAUGGAAUUACUAUUUACUUAGCAAUGGGAAUAUCGUGCUUCCCAAACCACUCCAGACGUGAAAUGUGGUAGGUUUGUAUCAGAGAGUUCGAGGGGGGUUUACAAAGACUAAGGAUGCUGCAAUCCUAAGCGAACGGCAGUCGUGACUUCGUUGGUCGCUCUAUUCUUUCCAUUUUUAAAAUGAAAUUUAACAGAAGUAUUUUCCUAUGGCAUUUCCAGUAUAAAGCAAUGAGGAUGUGUAAAUUGCCAUUAUAUCCAAUAAAACAAUCUACUGGAGUCUUUCAC
Messenger RNA from Lingula anatina, 2845 nucleotides. Its product is annotated as protein SDA1 homolog. Lineage: Eukaryota; Metazoa; Brachiopoda; Lingulata; Lingulida; Lingulidae. Gene Ontology annotation, cellular component: nucleolus. The record is from RefSeq and is a predicted model, not a curated record. Gene Ontology annotation, biological process: ribosomal large subunit export from nucleus; ribosomal large subunit biogenesis.